Messenger RNA from Dibothriocephalus latus, 540 nucleotides. The record is from the annotation of a GenBank genome assembly. NCBI's taxonomy places the organism in Eukaryota, Metazoa, Platyhelminthes, Cestoda, Diphyllobothriidea, Diphyllobothriidae.
AUGGCCGAUUUUUCCGCAACGUUUUUCCGUCAACUACCCUGGUUACAGCAUGUUCGGCUGAUGGAAGAAUCCCUCAAGUCAACGACUGCCAAUGUCCUACAGAAUCCAAAUGCGGUGUGUGAUACCACUGAGGCGAUGCUGGCGCGGCAGGCUUUCCCAGCCCACCGUUCACCAAGCCCUAGUCUUUCUGACACCUACCAUGUGAAACGACCAAUGAAUGCCUUUAUGGUUUGGUCUCGAGGCCAGCGCAGGAAAAUGGCCCAAGCGAAUCCCAAAAUGCACAAUUCGGAAAUUAGUAAACGAUUGGGUGCCGAAUGGAAACACCUCUCGGAAACUGAAAAACGUCCCUUCAUCGAUGAGGCAAAGCGGCUGCGGGCCACUCACAUGAGGGAGCAUCCGGACUAUAAGUACAGACCGAGAAGAAAGACCAAGAGCUCUCUUAAUCGAGAACGUUUGGCCUUUUCACAGACAAUUAUGCCGGGUACGUUCUGCAGACGCUGCAUACUGCUGUAUGAGCCGAAUGCAUCUUUUUCUCCCUAG